AAACAGUCAACCGUAGCGUCGACGGUGUUUGCGACUGUUAAACCAACACGUUCGAGGAAAGUCCGCUGAAAUGUAACAUAGAUUGUGGUAGGCUAGGCUUCGUUUCCGACUUAGACUUGAUCAUGAUACGAACGUACCCCGCGGUUCUGUUGUUGCUUCUGCUUUUCCUUGGGUCGGGACUGGUGCAUAGUGAGGGUCAAGAUAAGCAUAAAAAUGGAGAUACAGUUGGUGUUGGGAAGUGCAAAGACAAUAGUGGCCAAGGGCGUUCGAGGAACGGAGUUGAAAAUGGGGUUCAAGAGGAAGUUUCCGGCAGGAUGACCGAAGACCAUAAUGUGAGUUUAGUCGAAGAAGGUCGCAAGCGUGGCGGUAGCCAAAACGGUGGGAAUCAACAGCAAAAAGGCAUCAUGGAACGAAUCCUGCCUAUGAUGAUAAUGCCUUUCAUGAUCUCCACUGGGAUGAUUCCGAUGAUGUUGGUGUCCUUGAAGAUCAUGAUGUUGAAGAGCGCUUUGAUCGGGAAAAUCGCCAUCAUUCUCAUUUUGAUCAACAUGUUCAGGAACAGAUCGAAUAGGGGCGGAGUUUUUAACCAUAACAUUAUGGGACUCAACGGAGAUGGAGGUGGUCAAAGUCAUGACAAAAAUGACUGGAUAAUGCAAGAGCAUUACGGUUAUCAAGGUGAAGCAGAAUAUGGUGCGUAUAUUAGUAAAAGAAGGCGAAGAAGAAAACGAAAUAUAACUAAUGACUGAAAUAAUUAUAGUCUAAGAGUGAAGUGUGUUGUUUUAGAUAUAAUUAUUUCUUUGUCUUGUUGAAAAUGGUUAGAUCGCUGUUUAUUUGCUUCAUUGAAAAAUACUUGUGUGUUAUGAAUAUAGGGAUAUUACUUUCAUGUAAAAUGUUCAACCAAAGAACAGGUACUAUUUAAGAAAAGUUGACCUCAGAACGGCAAAGUGUUACAUUAAUUUUGGUCUGAAAUUGUAUAAAUAACAUUUUUGAUUUUUCUAUUAUUGAAAAUAGUGUUUGGCAGAUUAUUCAGUUGGAUAUAGAAUAGGUGGAUAUAUCGAAUUGACAAAUUCAAUGGCGAUGUCAUCGAGCAUAACUUGAUGGAUACUAAAAAGCUCUACAUUCGUCCUAAUUCACUAGUCCUAUUGUAGUGUAGUCAUUAUUUAUUUUUACUAUUCAAUAAAGUAAUAAACUAC
This is a messenger RNA of Acanthoscelides obtectus, 1190 nucleotides long. The record is from the annotation of a GenBank genome assembly. NCBI's taxonomy places the organism in Eukaryota, Metazoa, Arthropoda, Insecta, Coleoptera, Chrysomelidae.